This is a messenger RNA of Tinamus guttatus (white-throated tinamou), 840 nucleotides long. The record is from RefSeq and is a predicted model, not a curated record. NCBI's taxonomy places the organism in Eukaryota, Metazoa, Chordata, Aves, Tinamiformes, Tinamidae.
AUGUUAAAAACCAGCGGAGAAUUUUCCAAAGGACAGGUUGUUUUUAAUAUCACCUAUGUUAAUGGACAGGUGUAUCUAAAUGAUUUUCCUAUGAAGAGUGGCGUUACCCACAUAACAUGUCAAACAAUAAUCUGGGAGAACAUGGAUGAUCUGCCACAAGGGCAGCGCCUGGGAACCGUCAGUGCUCGCAUCAUGGUGCAUGAGUGGCCGUUGGCGUCAAGCUCGGACCUGAAGCUGGUCGUCAUCCAGGAAGAAGUGACAGAAAUUGAUGGAAAAGAGGUUCAGCAAGAAGAAGUAACUGAAAUAAAUAUUUUAGUGAAGGACAUGAGAGUCCUUCGGCAUUCGAGCUACACCGUCCCUCUGCAGGAGAGCAUGCUGUAUUCCAUCCCCAGGGACAGCGAUGUGGUAUUUACAUUUCCCAACCUCUCAGGGAAAGAUAUUCAAGAUCCCCUGCAAACUACCAGCCAGUACCUUAUCCCGCAAGCAGAAACGGCAGUAGAUGAAGAGACGUUACCUGGCAAGCUACCAGAGACCCCUCUUAGGAUGGAACCUCCAUCUUCCUAUAAGGUGAUGUGCCAGUGGGUAGAAGACUUGAGAAAAGGCUUGUGCAGAUUCUGGUUUCGCUCAUUCCCCCUCUUCUUUAAUUUGAUGGAGGUCAUAGUGGUCGGAGUUGUUGGCGCAGCUUUUAUUCUGAAAGUCUUAAAGGUCAUUUGCCCUUCAUGUGAACACAAAGGCAUCCUUCUCCUGAAUCAAGACAGCUUUGUGCCUGUGGUUGCCAUCAGUUUGCCUACAGAGGUCGCAGACAGGAAAGAUAACGUAGACGAGAAAGCACACACCUAA